AUGGCUGAGAACUUAGAUGACAUAGAAGAUAUAGCCGUCCUAGCAUUGUUACUAGAUGAAGAAGAAAAAAUAAAUAAUAAUACAAAACAAAAAAGACUUUGGGUUCACGACGUAUGGAAAAAAAUAAAAACAGAAGGAGAAUUUGCCACUUUAUAUAAAGAAUUAGUGGAUCAUGAAACGAAAUUUUUUGAAUAUUUUCGAAUGCCACAAUACAGUUUCAACGUAUUGUUGCAUAAAAUUGAACAUGAUAUUAAAAAACAAGACACUUUUUGGAGAGAGGCCAUAACACCAAGAGAAAGACUGGCAGUUUGUUUAAGAUUUUUGGCUACAGAAGAUUCCUUCACGACAAUUUCAUUUAGUUAUCGUCUAGGUCAUACAACUGUUUAUAGAAUUGUAAUUGAAACUUGUAAAAGUAUAGUAACAAAUUUAAUGUCAGAAGUAAUGCCACAACCCACAGAAGAAAGAUGGAAACAAAUUGCAAAUGAUUUUUGGACCAAUUGGAAUUUUCCGAAUUGUAUAGGUGCGUUGGACGGAAAACACGUCACUAUUCAAGCACCACCAAAUACUGGUUCACAUUUUUUUAACUAUAAAAAAACAUUUUCUGUCGUGUUACUUGCAUUAGUUGAUGCACAGUACAAUUUUAUAGCCGUAGACGUGGGCGCUUAUGGAAAAAACAGUGAUGGCGGAAUAUUAGCACACUCUAACUUGGGAAAAUCGUUAGAAAAUGGUUCGUUAAAUAUUCCAAAAGAUGAAUUUUUACCUGGAACCACCAUUUCUGCUCCAUACGUUAUAUUAGGAGACGAAGCGUUUCCUCUGAAAACGUACUUGAUGCGACCAUAUCCAGGGAAGCAACUAGAUGAUUCCUUAAAACGAAUUUACAAUUAUCGUCUUUGUAGAACUCGUAGAGUAGUGGAAAAUUGCUUUGGGAUUUUAGCACAAAAGUUUCGUGUUUAUAACAGGAGGAUACAAUCGAAGCCAGAAAAUUGCCAUCCGACAAAACAUAGUUUUGAACAAAUAGAAUCGGACGAGACGGAUACGGAACGGGCACGGAACGGGUACGGAACGGACAAGUGUAAACGAUAA
Metopolophium dirhodum (rose-grain aphid) is the source of this 1083-nucleotide messenger RNA. RefSeq lists its product as uncharacterized. The coding region runs from base 1 to 1083 and encodes 360 amino acids. The transcript has 3 exons. The record is from RefSeq and is a predicted model, not a curated record. NCBI's taxonomy places the organism in Eukaryota, Metazoa, Arthropoda, Insecta, Hemiptera, Aphididae.